Miscanthus lutarioriparius is the source of this 3873-nucleotide messenger RNA. Lineage: Eukaryota; Viridiplantae; Streptophyta; Magnoliopsida; Poales; Poaceae. The record is from the annotation of a GenBank genome assembly.
AUGGGCGGAUCCGCUGAUCCCGAGGCGCCGUCGCCGUCGCCGUCUCCGGCGAAGCCAUCGCCCUCGUCGGCCGACGGGAAGCAGCUGAGGCGGUGCGUGCAGUCGAAGCUCUCGUGGGGGCUUGUCAAACCGGCCGGCGGCGGCCGCGAAGGUGGAGGAAAAGGAGGCGGCGCCGGUGAAGCAGGAAGAGCAGAUGCGGAUGCUGUUCCUCCCGUGCCUGCGGCUGAGGAGGAGGCGGCGACGAAAGUUAGAGAGGAGCCGGAGAAGGGGAAGAAGAAGAGAGAGCCGCGAAAAUCAGAGAACGGGAAGAAGCCCUCUUCAAACAAAGAGAAACAUGGGCAGGAUCCUGCUAGCAAGGAUGAAGUCAUUUUGGUUGAUGAAAGCCCUCAGAAAAAGCAAUGUAAAGGCAGAAAGCAAGAUGCAACACCGAAGGUGCCUAAUGCUAGCAGAAAGCGUUGCAAGACAUUGGAAUCUCCUGAUGGUCCUGGAAGCUGUCAGCAAUUGCAUAUCAGCCAGAUUGAAGCCGGCUCGCCUGUAGCAGCGCCAGUAAUAAUUGACAUUGAUUUGAUGAGUACGCCUUCUAAAGCAGGACAUGCUAAUCCAGUCAAUCAGGAUAUAUCACCGUUGAAAGUUGACCUAAGGUCAGAGGCGAAGAUGGCAGCAGAGGAAAUUCGAAGGUUAUCAUCUGGAAAGAAAAUGCACCCUUUCUUUGCUUCUCGGAAAAUGAACAAAUGUGCUAACCAAGAUCAAGAUGUUAUCAAUAUUGAAAAUGUGAACGGGCUUUGUGAUUCUGAGAGGGACCCACCAUUUUAUCCUAUUCAUGUUGUGUACCAAUCAGAGGCCAGUAUACCGAUCCACUGGAGUAAUUGGAUAAUCACUGAUCUGUCUUCCUUUGACGCUGAUACUGCCUCUCUUAAAAAAUCAAUGUCAUUCUUUGAGGGCUUGGUUAAACCACUGACAAUAGAAACUAAUUGCAAGAGGCAUUCUAAUCAAUUGGCAGAGCCGAUUCUUGCUGAGUGUACAACUUCAGGAAUGCCUUUUGCUAGUUUUACUGACAAGCAAAGUGAACACAGCUGUCCUUCAGAUGCGAUCAAUGUGGAGAACCAGAACUUGUUGAUGCCUGGUGCUAGUUGCCAAGCUUCUCUUCUUGAUCUGAAUGUAGAGCCAGAAGUUCCACAGAAUGGUUGUCAGCCUACCUAUUACCUAUGGACUGACAAGUACCGACCUGAAACUGCGGCCCAGGUAUGUGGAAAUAGUGAGCAUGUAAAGUUUCUCGCCGAAUGGCUCAAAGGUUGGGAUGAAAAAGGCCACAAGAUUGGAGCUGCUAAUGGGGACACUAAUGAUAGCUCAUAUCAAGAUGAAUCUGAUUCAGAUUAUUCAGAGAGUCCUUCUGAUUGUGAAAACACACUUCUAAUCACUGGACCAGUUGGGUGUGGAAAAUCGGCUGCAGUUUUUGCAUGUGCCAAGGAACAAGGCUUCAAUGUGAUAGAGGUAAAUACAUCUGACAUGAGAAAUGGGGCUUAUGUAAGGCAGAAGUUUGAGGAAGCAACUAAAUCACAUGGCCUUGAAAAAUGGUCACAGGAGGAGGUUAUCAAUCCACUAAGGGAUGAUUCCUUGGAUCCAGAUUCAGGAACUCCUGAUAGGACUGAAUACCAACAUUUGAUGUCCUGUGCUACAAGAGUAAUGAUUGACUGUGAUCAACCAAAAUCACCUGUAGGAUACUACUCAGGUUUGAAGGCCUGUGAUGAAGCUCCUAAACAAGUUGCUAACAAGACACUCAUACUAUUUGAGGAUGUGGAUACUGUCUUUGAUGAGGAUCGUGGGUUUAUUUCAACCAUACUUAAGAUGGCAAAGACUACAAAAUGGCCAAUCAUACUGACUAGCAACAGGAAGGAUCCGUCUUUGCCGAAUCUCUUGGAUCAACUUGUUUUAAAUUUCAAAUACCCAUCGACCUCAGAGCUACUUUCACAUGUUGGCAUGAUUUGUAAAUCUGAGGGAGUGAAUGUCACUGUUCCUCAGUUAAAGCAUGUGAUUGAUAUUUGUCUAGGUGACAUUAGGAGGACAGUGAUGCUUCUGCAGUUUUGGUACCAAGGAAGGCAUCAAUUCACAGAGAGGCCAAAGGAAUGUUUGUGUGGUCCUUUCUCACUUGAUUUAGACGCUGUACAUUCUACAGUACCAAAAAUGUUGCCAUGGGAGUUCCCUUGUAAAUUAUCUGAAACAUUAUGCAUGGAGGUAGACAAAACUAUCCUUUUGGCUGAAGAAAAGAAAAAACAGAAGGAAAUAUCAGAUCUUGAAGGCCUGCAGUUACAAGUAACAGCACCUUUGGUCAAGGGAAGAAGCGCAGCUAAAACAAGAAAGGCUAAGAAAUCCAAUUUGAAGCGUGCCCACUCGACUGAGCGUAAUGAUAUUUCACCUUGCAAGAAUGAACUUGAUGAUUUCCAUGAUCUUCCAGAUAUACCUCUUCCAUCUGAUAAACAAAUAAAAAGAAAUCGACAUUGUUCGCUGCUAUUAUCUGAGUCCGAUGAUGAUCCAGCUGAUGUAGGUACUGAAAAACAUGACAUAUUUACUGUUACUGAAGUUGGUUUCUUCCCACAACCUUCAGAGGUGCCUCCUAUACAUGGGCAAGGGAUUUCCGAUCAGUUCUGUUCUCCCGUUGAAUCACGAGAGACCUUUGAAAUUGCUGAUUCUCUCCAAAACCCACCUGAAAGCAACAUGUAUGGGUCCAUUUCACAAGUUUGUGAUACAUUUAUGUCACAGGGCGUGUCAUGUGUACCUGAGUCAUCCUUAAUUGUGGAUGGCACAUCUGCAUCCAUAAGUGGUGAUGAAUUUUUGUCAAGGGCAGUGUCUAAUGAUUUUUCUGCCUUUUAUGAUGGUACAUACACUACGUCCAGAAUGGUAUUAGAAGACACUGACUGUGUGAAGAAUCUAAUGGCUGAGCGACAGAAAGAUGUAGAAGACGUAGUUGGUGAGACAAGUGAGGCUUAUAUGGAAUCGUUUGGGAGGAAUGAACAGGCAAGCUGUUCAACUGCUGGGUUUCAAUUGAUGGAUGAAUGUAGUCGUGCUGAAAGCAUCUGGCUGCUCUCUGGCAAAAAAACUAAUGACUCUUGCAAGGUUGAACAAGUACAGGACACUUGGGACAGGCUACGAAGUUGCUGUCUUGAAUUUUCCAGUGACACUAAUCACAACAGAGCAGCUUCUGGAGCUUUGAAGCUUGCCUCAGAAGUGUCUGAUUUAAUAUCAGAAUCAGAUCUUAUGCUUUCCCGUUACUACCCUCUUACUAAGGAUAUGUUGGAUCCAUCUUCAACUCCUUGUGCCGAGCCAGAUGAUUCUUCUUGGUACAACAAUCAGUUUGAGAUGGGAUCUGUAUAUGCCCAGCAUGCUCUUUGCAUUUUCUCAAGGAAUUCCCAAAAACUAGAUGGUGGUUCUGUCGAUUUAUCACGAGAGUUGUUGUUUGCCAGUACCGCUGCCGUAUCCCUUGGUAAAAUUAUCUGUUCAGGAUUCAGGAAUGAUUGUGGAUCUACGAACAUUUCUCAUAUGAAAAAUCCAACUACCUGUAUUUCUAAAAGAAGGGAGCGGCAUGUUCAUCUUUGCGAAACCCUGUCUCCAGUAGUUCCUCCAAAGUUGUUGCAGUCAUUGAGAGGCCCUGCUUUUGUGGAUUAUUUGUCUUCAAUCAGCCAGAUCUCCCAAUUAGAAAACUUGCGACUCUCUGAAAAUAAAGUCAUAAACAAGCAAAGAAGGUCCCGUCAGUCAAGACAUUACUUGAGUUCUGGCGCACUUCCAUUUUCACCUGAGGAUGUUGUAUUAUUAGCAGAAAGCGGUUGUUUUGGUGGCAGACGCGAGAAGGUUGUAGAGCAGGCACCAGGCAGUACAUAA